AUGAGUUUGAGGAUCUUCUCGCUCGAGGAGGAUUUCUUCGAGCUGCGGGGUUUGUCGCUCGAGGAAGAUUUUCUCGAGCGGCGUGGUGCGGACGGAGGGGGGCUCUCGUCCUUUCUUGGCGGAGGGGAUCGUUGCGGCGAAGUCGAUCUUCGCGGCGAGACGGAUCUCUGUGGCGAGAAAGAUGGGUUUCUUGUAGGGACAGGCUUGUCCCUACCUUCAGCGGGUAGCGACUUGUCUAUCGUGCUGGUAGACUGUCGCUUAAGUUUUCUUCUGAGGGAGACGGGCUCCCGGUGGGAGUGUUCUCUUUCGAGUUCGCCAUCGUUGCUAGUUCGUGAAAAUCUAGAUAUCUUCGAGAUGAAUAGCGAGAAGCGUUUCCAGCCCCACGGUGGGCGCCAAUUGUUGAAUCCGAGAUAG
This is a messenger RNA of Microthlaspi erraticum, 414 nucleotides long. The record is from the annotation of a GenBank genome assembly. NCBI's taxonomy places the organism in Eukaryota, Viridiplantae, Streptophyta, Magnoliopsida, Brassicales, Brassicaceae.